This is a messenger RNA of Jaculus jaculus (lesser Egyptian jerboa), 913 nucleotides long. RefSeq names its product proteasome 20S subunit beta 4 (gene Psmb4). Lineage: Eukaryota; Metazoa; Chordata; Mammalia; Rodentia; Dipodidae. The transcript is spliced from 7 exons. The record is from RefSeq and is a predicted model, not a curated record. Gene Ontology annotation, cellular component: proteasome core complex. The coding region runs from base 19 to 813 and encodes 264 amino acids.
GGGGCUGCCGUGACUAAGAUGGAAGCGUUUGUGAAGUCGCGGGCCGGGCACUGGGCCGGGGGCCCGUUCCCGGGACGGUUCUACCGCGUCCCGGACGCUGCCGCUUCCCUCGGGGAGCCGGCGUCCGCGCCGUGCGGGGCUCCGAUCACGCGGACCCAGAACCCGAUGGUGACCGGGACCUCGGUGCUCGGCGUGAAGUUCGACGGCGGGGUGGUGAUAGCCGCAGACAUGCUGGGCUCCUACGGCUCCCUGGCUCGUUUCCGCAACAUCUCUCGCAUCAUGAGAGUCAACGACAGCACCAUGCUGGGUGCUUCCGGAGACUACGCCGACUUCCAGUAUUUGAAGCAGGUCCUCGGCCAGAUGGUGAUCGAUGAGGAGCUGUUGGGAGAUGGACACAGCUAUAGCCCUAAAGCUAUCCAUUCAUGGUUGACAAGGGCUAUGUACAGCCGCCGCUCCAAGAUGAACCCUCUGUGGAACACCAUGGUCAUUGGAGGCUACAGUGAUGGAGAAAGUUUCCUUGGUUAUGUGGACAUGCUUGGUGUAGCUUACGAAGCCCCUUCACUGGCCACUGGCUAUGGUGCAUACUUGGCUCAGCCUCUGCUUCGAGAAGUGCUGGAGAAGAAGCCACUGCUGAGCCAGGCUGAGGCCCGGGAGCUCGUGGAGCGCUGCAUGCGAGUACUGUACUACCGAGACGCCCGCUCCUACAACCGGUUCCAAAUUGCCACUGUAACUGAAAAAGGUGUUGAAAUAGAGGGACCAUUGUCCGCAGAGACCAACUGGGAUAUUGCCCACAUGAUCAGUGGCUUUGAGUGAAAAACAGAUGCAUUGUCCAGAGGAAGUUGACCCCUUCUAAAUCUGAACUUCACUGGUUCAAAGGUAGAUUUUUGUAAAAUAAAUCAAAUAUUUCAAAGUG